Aureobasidium uvarum is the source of this 522-nucleotide messenger RNA. Lineage: Eukaryota; Fungi; Ascomycota; Dothideomycetes; Dothideales; Saccotheciaceae. The record is from the annotation of a GenBank genome assembly.
AUGGCAAACUUACCAUGCACAGUCAUACCACCAACACCUGGGCUCCCUUACCACCUGCCUGACGAGAUACUCAUAUGUAUUGCCCAACUCACCGACAAUGAGGAUCUCUCAAACAUACGUGCCGUCUCCAAACUCUUCCACGACGAGACGCAGGACCGAUUCGCUGACCCCUACUUUACCAAUGCCUACUGUCCAGCAACACCCACAGGUCUUGCCCACCUCAUCAAAAUCUCUCAGCUUCCCUUGCUCUCGCAAAAAGUUCGUAGUGUCCUUGGUCUCAGCCAAGCACUACCUGGACAAAAAGGACGGUCGUCGAUUGUCAGCGGUAGCCGUGCACUCUGGAAAGCAUACGAUGACAUUACCAUCCCCAUGCAAGCUCGCAACUUUGCCAUCGUAUUGAUCGAUGACUUGUCACUGCGAGGCCAAAACGAAGCGACCAUGGAUUACGCUUCCCACUUGACCUCCUACUGCGAUCCUCAACAAUUCACAGUCGACGUCCAAGACUCUGCCACUCCAACGUGA